AUGAAACUCCUGGUCGUCUUCGCACUCUUGGCAGCGGCAUCCGCCGAGGUGGUGGAUCCUCCAAUCUUCAAGGACUACCAUGCGGAGAUCGGUAUUCCCUCCGCUGCGCGCAUCAAGCUGAUUGAAGAGUCAGUAGACUUCGACGGCUCCAGGAUUACUGGUGGAAGCCCAUCGCAAGUGGGAUCUCACCCUCAUUUGGGAGGUCUGGUAAUCACCCUGACAAACGGCAGGACAUCAGUAUGCGGCUCCUCCCUUCUGUCCAACAACAGAGCAGUGACCGCCGCUCAUUGCUGGCGCCACGGCCUCAACCAGGCGCGCACGUUCACCGUGGUCCUCGGCUCCAACAGGCUGUUCACAGGCGGCAACCGUGUCGACACUAGCAACGUCGUCACCCACGCCAACUACAACAUGGCCAACCUGAACAACGACAUUGCCGUGAUAACCUUGCCCCACGUUGGUUUCACCGCUCACAUCGGUCCCAUCAGCAUCGCCUCCGGAACCAACCAGUUCGUCGGCGUCUGGGCGAAUGCUGCAGGGUUCGGCGCUAACGGAGACAACAUGCCCAUCACCACCAACCAAGCCAAGCACGAGGUGAGCCUGCAAGUCAUCACCAACGCUAUCUGCGCCCGCACCUACGGCAACGCUGUGGUGGUAUCGAGUGUCAUCUGUACCGACACUAGUAACGGCAGGAGCACCUGCGGCGGAGACUCCGGCGGUCCUCUCGCCACCGGCACUAGAAACACUGGCGAUCUGAUCGGUGUCACCUCGUUCGGUCACCGCGACGGUUGCCAGAGAGGCCACCCCGCAGGAUUCGUCCGAGUCACCUCCUUCACCGCCUGGAUCAGAAAUCUAAUGUAA
This is a messenger RNA of Bicyclus anynana (squinting bush brown), 858 nucleotides long. RefSeq names its product collagenase-like. The record is from RefSeq and is a predicted model, not a curated record. NCBI's taxonomy places the organism in Eukaryota, Metazoa, Arthropoda, Insecta, Lepidoptera, Nymphalidae. The transcript is spliced from 5 exons. Gene Ontology annotation, biological process: proteolysis. The coding region runs from base 1 to 858 and encodes 285 amino acids. Gene Ontology annotation, molecular function: serine-type endopeptidase activity.